AUGAUAUCCUCAGAGUUCUUUUUUGAAGAUACCGAAGAUGAAACCAACGAGGACAUGAUUAUGGUUGCCAGAAAUAGAAGGCUAAUAAGGGAUUCUUCCAAUCCUCUGGAGCUUCCAAAUAAUUUAUUUUUGAAACACUUCCGAUUAUCAAAAUUAGCAUUUGUUCAGUUGUUGGCGGACAUCGAAGAUCGACUCAAGCCAACUAAAAGAUGUACGGCAAUACCGAACGUAGUUAAACUGGCAGCUACAUUAAGAUUCUGUGCCCACGGAUCAUACCAAUUUAGCGUUGGGAAUGAGUACUGUCUCGGCCUUGCACAGUCCACUGUGUCCCUUGUACUUAAGGAAGUACUUAAUGUCAUGGAAAAUCAAAUUUGUCCAAAAUGGAUAAAAUUUAAUUGCUCUGAAGUAGAAAAAAGUCGUGCCAAAUUAUACUUUUUCGAAAGAAGCCAUAUACCAGGUGUAAUAGGUUGCGUUGAUGGUACGCAUAUCAAAAUUGCAUCUCCAAAAAAGGAGUUACAGCAUGCGUACUACAACCGCAAAGGAUUUUAUAGCAUAAAUGCGAUGAUCGUUUGUGACGAUACAAUGAAAAUACGAUUCAUAAAUGCAAAACAUCCUGGGUCAACACACGAUUCAAACGUUUUUAACAUGUCCAGUUUGAGGACACUUUUAGAAAGAGAACAGCAAAGAGGGCAAACAAACACUUGGCUGCUUGGUGACGCAGGAUAUCCUUUGAAGCCAUAUUUAAUGACCCCAUUUCGAAAUACUGAGACAGGUUCGUUAGAAAGCGCAUUUAACAAAAAACAUGCACAGGGAAGAAACAUAAUAGAACGUACAAUUGGUGUGCUGAAAAAUAGAUUCAGAUGUUUGCUGAGGGCAAGACAGUUGCAUUAUUCUCCAAAGAAAGCAACACAGAUUACGAACGUGUGUGCAGCUUUGCAUAAUAUUUGUCUUUUCCAUAAUACUCCUAUAUUGGAAGACUUCAUAGAAGAACCUGAAGGUGACGAUUCGGCAAACUUGGAAAAUAUGAUUGAAAACUUUCGAAACGAGGAAGAUGUUUCAAUACGAAACCAAAUUGCAUUGUCAAUGUUUGAAACUUAAAUAA
Messenger RNA from Eupeodes corollae, 1102 nucleotides. RefSeq names its product putative nuclease HARBI1. Lineage: Eukaryota; Metazoa; Arthropoda; Insecta; Diptera; Syrphidae. Bases 1 to 1098 code for a protein of 365 amino acids. The transcript has 4 exons. The record is from RefSeq and is a predicted model, not a curated record.